This is a messenger RNA of Vollenhovia emeryi, 1115 nucleotides long. Its product is annotated as O-acetyl-ADP-ribose deacetylase MACROD2-like. The coding region runs from base 201 to 1001 and encodes 266 amino acids. Lineage: Eukaryota; Metazoa; Arthropoda; Insecta; Hymenoptera; Formicidae. Gene Ontology annotation, biological process: DNA damage response; peptidyl-glutamate ADP-deribosylation; purine nucleoside metabolic process. Gene Ontology annotation, cellular component: nucleoplasm. Gene Ontology annotation, molecular function: ADP-ribosylglutamate-[protein] hydrolase activity. The record is from RefSeq and is a predicted model, not a curated record. The transcript is spliced from 6 exons.
UACCGGCUAGAAUCGCUCGUCAUCGCGAAUAUCGCCAUCGCGAGCGAGAGCGGAGACCAGGAGGGUUGUUUUUGCAGCGAUUCGAGAGCCUCUCUCGAUAUACGCGGCGAGAUUGAUUUGCGACAACACAAGGCCGUUCGUGAGAACGCGACGUUGAUGAUUAACAGCACAUCUCGGGGGUGAUUCUCGCGCUGUGGAAUAUGUUGGCUCUGAAAGCGACCGUUGUUAGUUGCUCUUUCAGGCGCGCUCGUAUCCUUCAGAAUUCCCUCUCGAGAGGCAGUUCGGCCACUUCCGUCGAAUCCAAGGGAAAGAUGUCGUUCGAAGACGAGAAACAAAAAUUCUUGAACAUGCCGCCAGAGGAGAAGAGGAGCUUUUAUAAGGGACAGGUAACGACUCUCGAUCAGAUUUCCACAUGGUCAGAGUACUGGGAUAAAAACAAGUCCACUAUCGCCCAAACUGUUGAAAAAGUUGAAAAAAUCGACGAGGCUCUAACCGAGAAGGUAUCGAUGUGGCAAGGAGACAUCACGUCGCUUGAGAUAGACGCGAUUGUCAAUGCUGCCAAUUCGAGUCUUUUGGGAGGCGGUGGAGUCGACGGAGCUAUUCAUCGAGCGGCAGGACCAAAUUUGAGGAAGGAAUGCGCGACGUUGGGAGGAUGCAGAGUUGGCGAAGCUAAAAUCACCGGGGGUUAUAUGCUGCCAGCUAAAUAUAUUAUCCAUACUGUUGGCCCGCAAGGUGAGAAACCCGAUAGAUUGAAAGAAUGUUACGAGAAUAGUCUGGCAGUGGCAAAAGAGAAUCGUCUGCGUACUAUCGCGUUUCCAUGCAUAUCUACUGGAAUUUACGGAUAUCCCCAAAGGCCAGCGGCUAAAGUAGCUUUAUCGACGGUUAAGAAAUUUCUCCUCGACAAUAAAGAUGCCGUGGAUAGAAUCAUCUUUUGCCUAUUUCUGGAAACUGACAAAGAUAUCUAUGAGGAGCUGUUGCAAAAGUACUUUGCCCUUAAUUAAAGAUUUAUUGAUAGGUGAAUUUCUACUUGCGCAAAAUUCUUCACGGUUUCAGCAUAAUCACUGUAUUUGAAAAACAUUGUAUUCAUAUAGAGUAAUACAGCGCUAGGUAUUUCA